This is a messenger RNA of Sinocyclocheilus rhinocerous, 6595 nucleotides long. It is a transcript of the gene ubr2, whose product is annotated as ubiquitin protein ligase E3 component n-recognin 2. The record is from RefSeq and is a predicted model, not a curated record. Gene Ontology annotation, molecular function: zinc ion binding; ubiquitin protein ligase activity. Lineage: Eukaryota; Metazoa; Chordata; Actinopteri; Cypriniformes; Cyprinidae. The coding region runs from base 72 to 5159 and encodes 1695 amino acids. The transcript has 44 exons. Gene Ontology annotation, cellular component: cytoplasm; ubiquitin ligase complex. Gene Ontology annotation, biological process: ubiquitin-dependent protein catabolic process via the N-end rule pathway; protein ubiquitination.
UGGCGGAAGUAGGACGGAGCGGCUGAUUUCCGCUUCCCUCGCUGCUGCUUCUGCUGGUCACUGAAGUAAAGAUGGCGGCGGCCGAGACCGAUCGUGAAGCACCGUCCGCUCUGUGUAGCGAAUUCCUCCAUUUCUCCGCAAAGGACACCGCUGCGAAAUGGCUGCAGACGAGCAACCUGCCCAAAGAGGUGUACCAGCACUUGGCCUGCUACGUCCCCAAGAUCUACUGCCUGGGCCCCAACCUGAACCCUCAGAAUGAAGACCUGCUGGCUCCGCUGCUACUUCAGAGCCCGCUGGAGUGGUACCUGUGCGGGGAAGAGCCGUCCGUGGGAUUGGCCAAGCUGGAACAGAACAACCAGCCCUCACAGCUCUGUGGCCACGUGUUUAAAGUGGGAGAGCCAACAUACUCUUGCAGGGAGUGUGCGGCUGAUCCGACCUGCGUGCUGUGUAUGCAGUGCUUCUUAGGCAGCGUUCACAAAGAGCAUCGCUACAGGAUGACCACCUCAGGAGGAGGAGGUUUCUGUGACUGCGGUGACACAGAGGCCUGGAAGAAGGGCCCUUACUGUCAGAAACAUGAGCCCAAUAUCAGCGACUCUUCCCAGAAGGAUCCUUUGGCUAAUAUGUCUGAAGAGAUGAUUGCUCGCACAUAUAAUGUUUUCUCCAUCAUCCUCAAAUAUGCUGUGGACAUGCUCACCUGGGACAAAGAGGAUGAGCUACCUGAAGGCCUUGAGCCACCGGUGCGUGGAGACACGUACUACUGCAUGCUGUUCAACGAUGAGGUCCACACGUACGAGCAGGUCAUCUAUACACUACAGAAAGCAGUUAACUGCACUCAGAAAGAGGCCGUCAGUUUCGCCACCAUCGUGGACAGAGAUGGCAGGAAGUCUGUUCGCUUUGGGGACUUCCAGUUUUGUGAGCAGGCCAAAUCUGUUAUUGUGAGGAACACAAGUCGGCAGACGAAACCCCUGCGGGUUCAAGUCAUGCACUCCUCUGUAGUGGCUCAUCAGUGUUUUGCACUCAAAGCUCUCACCUGGCUCGGCCAAAUCAUCAGAUACUCAGAUGCUCUGAGGAGGAUCCUGUGUCAGGUGGGUCUGCAGCGAGGACCAGAGGGAGAUAACUCUUCCCUGGUGGACACGCUCAUGCUCUGUGACUCCAAGAUGUGGAAAGGAGCGAGAAAUGUUUACCACCAGCUCUUUAUGAGCAGCUUACUCAUGGAUUCAAAAUACAAAAAACGUUUUGCCAUCCAGUUUGCAAAGAACUAUGAGUGCUUGCAGAGCGACUACGUGAAAGACGACCACGACAGGGAGUUCUCCGUCACUGAUCUUUCUGUGCAAAUGUUCACCGUGCCCUCUCUGGCUCGGAUGUUGAUCACAGAAGAGAACCUGAUGACCACCAUCAUCUGCACAUUCAUGGACCACCUCAGACACCGAGACCUGCAGGGCCACUUUCAGUUUGAACGCUACACCGCACAGCAAGCCUUCAAAUUCCGCCGGGUCCAGAGCCUUAUAGGAGACCUCAAGUAUGUCCUGAUAAGCCGUCCAACAGAGUGGACCGACCAACUCAGGGAGAAGUAUCUUGAAGGGUUUGAUGCUUUCUUGGAGUUGCUAAAAUGCAUGCAGGGAAUGGACCCAGUAGUGCGUCAGGUGGGGCAGCACAUAGAGAUGGAGCCUGAAUGGGAGGCAGCGUUCACCUUACAGAUGAAGCUCACUCAUAUCAUCUCUAUGAUGCAGGAAUGGUGUGCCAGUGAUGAGCGAGUGCUGAUCGAAGCCUAUAAGAAGUGCCUGAGUGCGCUGACUCACUGCCACAGUGGUUUCACCGAUGGGGAGCAGCCCAUAACCCUCUGCAUGUGCGGCCACUCCGUUGACACCAUCCGCUACUGCGUCUCUCAGGAGAAAGUCAGCAUACACCUGCCUGUGUCCCGGCUUUUAGCAGGUUUACAUGCUCUGCUGAGCAAAACUGAGGUUGCCUAUCGAUUCCCUGAGCAGCUGCCGCUGAGUGAACUGAGUCCACCCAUGUUGAUCGAGCACCCGCUCCGUUGCCUUAUACUCUGUGCCCAGGUGCAUGCUGGGAUGUGGAGAAGAAAUGGCUUCUCUUUGGUCAAUCAGAUCUAUUAUUAUCACAAUGUGAAGUGUAGAGUGGAGAUGUUCGAUAAAGACCUCAUCAUGCUUCAGGCUGGAGCUUCUAUGAUGGAUCCAAACCACUUCCUGAUGAUCAUGUUGAGCCGUUUUGAGCUCUAUCAUAUCUUCAGCUCAGCAGACUGCAGAAAGAGAUACAGCAGAGAGAAUGCUAACAAGGAUGUGCUUCAGCAGAAUAACACACUAAUUGAGGAGAUGCUGCAUCUGGUCAUUAUGAUCGUGGGGGAGCGAUACACAUCAGGUGUUGGUCAGGUGGAGAGCUCUGAUGAGACAAGGCGAGAGAUCGUUCACCAGCUAUGCAUUCGACCUAUGGCCCACAGUGAGCUGGUCAAAGCCCUGCCUGAGAAUGUAAGUCAACUAAAACAUUACGCAAAUACAGUUCUGCCUCCACCAGUUCUGCCUCGGUUCGGUCCACUGUUUGCCAGCCUGGUGAACAUGCUGCAGUGUGACGUGCUGCUGGGGAUUCUGGGAGCUGUGCUGCAGUGGGCAAUGGAGCCCAGCGGGGGACACUGGUCUGAGUCCAUGCUUCAGAGGGUGCUGCAUCUCAUAGGCAUGGGCCUGGUGGAAGAACAGCAACAUCUUAUCGGCAGCGCAGAUGAUGAUACCAACUUCAGCUUCACUCUCAAAAUCUCCAGACCAGGUGAGGCUCCUGCUAACACUCCCAGUAUCUUGGCUUUAUUGGAAACCCUGCAGAAUGCUCCUCACCUGGAGGUGCACAAGGACAUGAUCCGCUGGAUUCUCAAGACCGUGGCCAACAUCAAGACCACGCGGGUGUGCACGGCCAGUGCGCCCCCCAGUGACAGCUCAGGGCACAGCCAGGAGGAGAUGGUGCGGGAUAAAGAUAAGGCAGAGCGGAAGAGGAAAGCAGAGAUGGCGCGGCUCCGGAGAGAGAAGAUCAUGGCUCAGAUGUCAGAGAUGCAAAGACACUUCAUCAACGAGAACAAAGAGUUGUUCCAGCAGAGUCUGGAGGAGCUCGACCCCUCCACCUCCUCCACACUGGAGCACAGCCCCAGUUCAUGUGAUAGUACACUGGUCUGUGUGGGUCCACGGCGGUGGUGUGCAGGCGGCAGUGAGAGGAGACAGAUGGUGACAUGUAUCCUGUGUCAGGAGGAGCAGGAAAUCAGGACUGAUGGCAAAGCCAUGGUGCUCGCUGCUUUUGUCCAGCGCUCUACUGUCAUGUCCAAAAACCGCAAGAGACCUCCACACAACCCAGAUAAGUAUGACCCUCUCUUCAUGCACCCUGACCUGUCGUUCGGCACACACACAGGCAGCUGCGGGCACAUCAUGCACUCUCACUGCUGGCAGAGGUAUUUUGAAGCGGUGCAGGCUAAAGAACAGCGCAGGCAGCAGAGGCUACGUGUGCACACCAGUUACAACGUGGAGAACGGAGAGUUCUUGUGUCCACUCUGCGAGUGUCUGAGUAACACAGUCAUUCCUCUGCUGCCUCUUACAAAGACCAGCUGCAGCUCUGAACAGCCUAAUCUGAGCCAGUGGUUGAGCAUCAUCUCUCAGCAGAUGAAAGCCCUGCUCUCUGCUCACAGGAAGGCUGCAGAUGCUGAAGGUGUUGAUGAUAUGGAUGGUGUUAAUGACUGCCCUCCACCUGAUGGCUUCAAACUGGAUUACACUCCAAAGAACCCGUACUCAAGCACCAUAAAGGAGAUGUUGACCACGUUUGGGACAGCCACAUAUAAAGUGGGUCUUAAAGUGCACCCAAAUGAGCAGGACCCCCGCGUGCCAAUCAUGUGCUGGGGCAGCUGUGCCUACACCAUUCAAUGUAUAGAGAGGUUGCUGGUGGAUGAAGAGAAGCCUUUGUUUGGAAGUUUACCAUGCAGACAGGACGACUGUUUGAGUUCUCUGACCCGGUUUGGCUCGGCCUGCUGGACCGUCUCCUCUCAUACCACUGUACAGAAUCACUUUAUUAGGCUCUUAGCAGCCCUUGUUCCUGAUCCUCGGGUGGAGAAUACGCCAUGUAUUCUGGACAUAGACAUGUUUCACUUGCUGGUGAGCUUGGUGCUGUCCCAUCCAGCGAUUCUUUGUCUAGAUUCCUCAGGGCUGAGUGCGGAUGCUGCACAACUGCACUUUCUGCAUCUCAUCACAGUUGCUCACGUAGUCCAGAUCCUCCUAACCUCCAUACCAGAGGAGAUGCGGAUGGAGCAGGAGAGUGGAGGAGCGGAGAGGGAAGAGGAGGAGAAUGUGUGUAUGCUCUACAACACACUCAGGACGCAUCUGAGAAGUGGCCUGCAUGAGGUGAGCUCAGGCUGGCAUCUGUGGCACUGUGUGAAAGCUGGAAUCCUGCCUUAUCUGAGGGCAGCCGCUCUCUUCUUCCACUAUCUCAACGGAGCUCCAGCACCACCCGAGUUUCAUACUCUAGGUGCGGGUGAAUGGGAGGCUCUGUGUGGAUACCUGUGUCUGCCCUCCAACCUGCUCCAGCUCUACUACAACAAUCAGGAGCUCAUGGAACCUCUGCUGCACGGGUGGUGCUCUCAUCCAGGUGUGCUGCCGGGUCUUCAGAGCAGCGUGGCUCUCAUCAGGUUUCCUAGAGAGUCCAAUCAUCUCAUAGAGCUGCCAGGCGACUACAGCGCCCUGAUUAACCAGGCCUCCAGCUUCACGUGUCCUAAAUCUGGUGGGGAUAAGUCUCGCGCUCCUACUCUUUGUUUGGUGUGUGGUGCUAUGCUGUGCUCCCAGAGCUACUGCUGCCAGACCGAGCUGGAAGGAGAGGAUGUGGGCGCAUGCACCGCACAUACUUUUGCCUGCGGAGCCGGAGUCGGCAUUUUCCUCAGGGUGCGGGAAAGUCAGGUCCUGUUCCUGGCUGGCAAAACUAAGGGCUGUUUUUAUGCUCCCCCAUACCUGGACGACUAUGGGGAAACAGACCAAGGGCUAAGAAGGGGAAACCCAUUACACUUGUGCCAAGAGCGCUACAGGAAGGUCCAGAAGCUGUGGCGCCAGCACAGCAUCACGGAGGAGAUCGGCCACGCCCAGGAGGCCAAUCAAACUUUGGUGGGCAUCGACUGGCAGCACCUGUGAAGUCACGUCAUGCUUUCUCACACCUACGCCCACCCUUAAUGCAUAAGGGGACCCGCACAGCAGAGCUAGAGGUUGCCAAGGCGACACCAAGGCCUCUUGCUCUUCCUCCACCCCUUUUUCCAUUUUUCUGACAGUGGAUGAAUGCAUGACUUUUUCUUUUUGUUUUUCAGUGGAAGAUUUUCUCUUCCUGUUUUCUUUUAAAUAUGAUAGAAAUGCAUAUUUAAAAAGACAUAUAGCCAAGGUAUUGAACCUCAACAAUAUGGUUUCCUUCUCAACACCGAUAUUCUUCAUAGGAAUGCUAUUUAAUUUCUUCUCCAAGUACUAUUAAAUUAUUUUCAAGGUAUUUUGCUUAAAUAAAUAGGUUUCGCAAGACAGCUCUCUUAUCGCUUGGCAAUUGACCGGUGGUGCUGCCCUUCAAGUAAGCACAAAUGUCCCAAAACGGCCACGCAGGGAUAGCGCCACCUGUAGGAUACACAGCAUCCUCUCUGCCCCCGUCAUUUCGAAUGCUGCAAUACAUUUGUUAAGGCCACCUAAUUAACGUGCUCAUGUUCAUACAAUACAAGCCAACACGGGGAAGAUCCGGGAGCACAUGAAUAUGUCCUUGAAUGCCUGGUUUCUGUUUGUUUGGGUCGUGUAUAUGUUUGCGCGAGUGAGUUUUUAUGUACAGGUGUUUAGUUGGUAUGUUUCUAAUACGAUGGAUUUCUAAGGUGGUCCAUUUUUACGACCGUUUGUUUCUCGUUCUUUUGUGAUGCGUAUUAUUUAUGUUUCUCGCGACUGUGCGACCUUGAUCUAUGGAAUCAUGCUUUCCUUGAACUGAACAUGAAUUCCACUCUUAAACAUGAUUUUGAUGUGUGUGCCGUGUGUUGUGAAUUUGGACAUUUUGUUUCUUGUACUGCUGCACAUUUUCUCAGCAGCAGUAAUGGAUGCAGAAUUGCAUAUCCUUAAUUCAGUUUCAACUUUGGUCUGCUUUAGACUGUUGUUUUUUUUUUCUUUAUAGUGGCCUUGGCUUGGGACUUUAGUCCAAAUCAAAGGAGUUGUAUUUGUCAGCGACACAGAAACUCAUUAAAACACACCGUUGCUGCUUUCAGAUACAAGUUUUCAUGUCUCGCGCGGUUCAGAUGACAAGCCUGUUUCUAACGCGGUGAGCAUAUUUCCUGAGACACUUCCAGUGGCUGCAGCAGUGUAUUACAUCACAAACUGACUUGUUAAUAUGUGAAUUCCUGUAUAAAUGGGUACAUUGUACUAUAUUGUAAAACAUUAAUGAAAUAAAAAAGAAGAAAAGACUGUUGUGUUUUGAAGUGAUGCAUAAAAUGUACUGAUGAAUGGGCUGAUUACCCAUCAGUGUUUUUAUGUUUGUGCUGUAAAGUAACUGUUCUGUAUGUUCCAGAGCAGACAGGCUUAGUGGCCUCGUGUACAGUCGUGGCCAAACGUUUUGG